This is a messenger RNA of Neurospora tetrasperma FGSC 2508, 932 nucleotides long. RefSeq lists its product as uncharacterized. The transcript is spliced from 4 exons. The record is from RefSeq and is a predicted model, not a curated record. NCBI's taxonomy places the organism in Eukaryota, Fungi, Ascomycota, Sordariomycetes, Sordariales, Sordariaceae. Gene Ontology annotation, cellular component: mating projection tip; membrane. Bases 1 to 801 code for a protein of 266 amino acids. Gene Ontology annotation, biological process: conjugation with cellular fusion.
AUGGCUAGCGGGUUCCAAUUAGGGUGGUACCGGUGGCUACCGUUCCUGGGAUAUCACCACGUCUUGAUGAUUCUCAUCAUGAUCACAAUUAUCCUAUUAUCCCUCCUCCUAGCAGGCUGCUCGUCCUCAUCACCCGUCAUCCCCGAUAUCUUUCUAUUGUCGCUCUACUACGAAAACUACCAAGCCAUCCCCGACACCUCGCAGGUGCACUACGACGUCACCACCGCCAUCGCCAACAUUGUGGACGGCGCCCGUCUCCAGGCGCGCGUUGGCUUCUUUGGCAUCUGCGUUAAUCCCGAUGGCGGGUCGUGGUUGUGCAGCAACAAUGCGACAACGCUAGCGAACGAGAUCUCGGUUGAUCAGGAUCCUUUGAAUCUGGUCUGGUUGGCCGCGCAGUUCAAGGAUAUGAUUGUCUUUCCAUACUUGAUCAUCAUCGCAAUCAUCUUCGCCUUCGUUUGCCUCCUCCUCCUCGCCACCUUCCCCGGCUGGCACGAAGAGGAAGACUCGGAGGGCUCCGAGCGCGAGGUCAAACCUUUCCCUUCGCGGCCUGUUAGCCAGGUCGCCCUCGUCAUCAUCUUUAUCGCGACCAUUUUUGUCUUAGUCUCGGUGCUGUGGCAGCAUACGGCGUCGGUGGCAGCAUCCGUCAUCGCUCAGGACUUUGGCAACGGGAGCGUCAUGGCCGGCGUGGGCAGCUCAGCCAUGGUGUUGGGCUGGUUCAGCUUCACGCUGUUGAUCAUUGUCACGAUUGGUUUGCUGGUCAUGAUAUUGAGUAUGAGAGUCUUGAGUGAGCUCAUGGCUUAAGGCCGGUAGAUAUUGGGUUUGAUGAGGUUUGUCGUUGGACAAAAGGGGGAGGCGCAUUUUCUUUUUCUCGUUCUUCUCAUCGCACUAUAUGGGAGGCUGGGCAAAGGCGCUGAUAGAGAUCUUGUUUUUUU